Molecule: messenger RNA, 2676 nt
Organism: Peronospora matthiolae
Lineage: Eukaryota; Oomycota; Peronosporomycetes; Peronosporales; Peronosporaceae
Source: the annotation of a GenBank genome assembly
AUGCAGAUGGUGCUGGAGGAACGGGACCUAUGGGAGGUCGUCAGCGGUGAGAUCAAGGCGGAACAGUGCGAGACUCAGUUGGACCAAGCGACGUACAAGAGGAAGUCAAGAAAGGCGAUGGCAGUGAUCUGUCUAGCCAUGGAAGAUUCCCAGCUACCGUUGGUCCGGUCGGCAAGUGGUGCAUGCGACGCAUGGUCAAGGUUGGAAGACCACUUCGAGAAGAAGAGUCUUGCCAACAAGCUGUUCUUGCGCCGUCGCUUCUUCACGACAAUGAUGGAAGAAGGCGACGAUGUGCUCGAACACAUCAACAAGCUCAAGACGCUGGCGGAACAGCUAGAAGCGGUGGGGGCUCCAGUCUGCGAGGACGAUCUGGUGAUCACACUCCUCGGCAGCCUGAGUGACUCGUAUCAAUUCUUGAUCACAGCUUUGGAGUCGCGCUCAGACACUCUUAGCUGGGAGCUCGUGACGUCUCGACUGCUUCAUGAAGAAAUGAAGCGGAAGGAGCAAGGAAGUAAAGGUGAUGAAGCUUCGCAAGGUCAAGCGUUCAUCACAAGGGACAAUCAGCGCAAAGGGCGACCAGUGAAGAAGUCCUGGCCGUGCCACAAUUGCGGAAAGAUUGGUCACUGGAUGGCGGAGUGCCCCUCGCGCAUCCAAGAAAACACGGAGAGACACCGGCCACAGCGUGCUCAAGACAGCGGCGACCGCUAUCGAUCACAACGUGCAAACGUCGCUCAAGAAGAAGACUCGGGCGACUACCUCUUUUCGAUCGGUGAAACGACAUCUGCGAAAUCGAGCGACAUCUGGCUGGUCGACUCCGGGGCGACGCAGCACAUGACGUGCUCCAAGAAGUUCAUGCGGAACUACAAGGGGUUUGACGCUGUGGAUGUCCAUCUCGCGGAUGAUGGAAUCGUCCAAGCAAUCGGCAGUGGGGACAUUGUCAUGUCGAUGAAGACACCCCAAGGGAUGAAGAAAGGUGUGCUCACAAACGUGUGGCACAUCCCAAAGUUAUCCAGAAACCUGUUCUCGGUCGGCCGCUUCACCAAGGAUGUCGGCCCAGUGACGUUCACGAAGGAUGGGUGCUAUGGAGAAGCGAAAGGGACCAAGUGGAAAAUUGGUGCCCGUGAAGGUAAAGGACUGUUCAAGCUGCAAAUGACUCCAGUGGCGCCGGAACAAGCAAAUGCAGCCAAGUCGUCGGGAUGUCAAGGGGGCACCAAGUCGUACCUCUGGCACCUUCGGCUUGGCCACAUAGGUCACGAUGGACUCAAUUGCAUCGUGACGAAGAACAUUGGAAUUGGCAUCGACAUAUCUUCGGUGAAGAAGUGGGACGUGUGUGAAGGUUGUGCUCUGGGAAAACAGACUCGAGUGCGCUUCCAAUCAAACACUACAGCUCGCACCUCCAAACUCCUCGAAGUGAUUCACAGCGACGUAUGCGGACCGAUGUCGAUGGCAACUUUCAGUGGAAAACGGUACUUCGUGACAUUCAUUGAUGACAAGUCAAGAUACUGUGUCGUCUAUCUGCUCAAGAGCAAAUCUGAAGUUGCGGCGAAGUUCAUGGAAUACGCUGCGAUGGCCGAAACGCAAACCGGAAAGCGCGUGAAGUACCUUCAAAGCGACAAUGGGGGUGAAUACAAGUCCGACAAGCUGGCACGAUUCUGCGCGGAACGGGGGAUACAACAAAGGUUCACACCCCCAUAUACUCCUCAGCUAAACGGAGUAGCUGAGAGAAUGAAUCGCACGCUGGUCGAGUGUGCGCGUUGCAUGAUGGAACACGCUGGACUGGGAAAGAGCUACUGGGGUGAAGCAGUGAUGACGGCGAUGUUUCUUCGAAACCGCUGUCCAACACGUGCCAUUCACCAAGACAAGUCUCCAUAUCAAGUGUGGACGAUGAAGAAACCGAUUCUGGCCAACCUUAAAGUGUUUGGAUGCCACGCGUAUGUUCAAGUGCCUCAAGACAAACGCGCGAAGUUCGACUCCAAGUCAUCACUCUGUCGUUUCCUGGGAUACGCCGAACACCAGAAGUCAUAUCGAUUUGAGGAAGUGUCAACAGGAGCGAUCAAGAUCAGUCGCGAUGCCAUAUUCAUGGAAGACAAGUUUGAUGAAGGUCCGCGCAACUACAACAAUGAGUCAAGUGUCGUUGAGUUUGAUGAUCAUGAUGAGGACGAAGAAAAAGAAGAAGGUAAAACUGACGACGACAUGGACUCGAGCGACGAUGACAACGAAGACACCAGGUCUUCGAAGAGCAACAUCAAGAGACACACGCGCACUCAAUCACUUGAGAAAGCUACCGUCAUUCCAAGUCCCAAGCGAAGAACAUACAGAGGUCCGUCGCUUGAGCAUGUGUCAGCGGCUGCAAUGGAUUUUGAAGCAGCCUACAUCGUUGAUUCAGUGGGGGAAACGCCGACUACAUUCAAGUCGGCGAUGGAAUCAAGCGACUCCGGCAAGUGGAAAGAAGCGUGUGACUCGGAGUUCGAUUCGCUUCAGAGAAACGACACGUGGGAAAUCGUGCCUCUUCCGAAAGGUCGCAAGGCCAUCGGGUGCCGAUGGGUUUUUCGUGUAAAGGAGAAUCAAGAUGGCGAAGUUGAACGUUUCUGUUGCAUUGUAGAUCGGAGCGAGGAAAGCGGAGCAAACGGAGCGGAGAGACCGAAGAGAGUAGAGCAGAAAACACUUGCCCAAUAG